UUAAGAUUAAUUUUCAGUAUCAGGUGAACAGUGUUGAGUCUCCCAUAUUUGUCUAAGAUAUACACCCAACAUAUCGCUUAAAUUUAAGGCGGAUUGCAAAAGAACCACAAGAUACAUGAUGAAAAAUAUCUUUCAUAGCAUAUUGACAUUCUUCGCAUUAAUUGCAACAAUAGAGCCAAUUAAUAAUAAGGCACAUACAGUCUUUGGAGAUCUUGUCGAUGGACCUUUUAAACGAUCCAUAUACAAGCGAAAUAUCUAUUUUGCAGACCCAAAUACCAAUCAGUUGGUGAAUCUUCCUCCAGUCCUUCAAAUCGUAGGGCAUAUAAAACUUCAACAAAAUGUAGAAACUAAAAAAGCGACGAAUAACAUCGUAAUUAACGAUGGCCAGAUAACCAAUCUUUAUGGUGGAAUUUCUUCACAUGUAAGUGAAAUAAAUGGGGUCGGAGCUGCAAGAAAUAUCGGGAGAAAUAGCUAUGGAGAUGGGUUUGUUAAGGAGUUUCAAUUUGGAAAUGCAGAUGCUUUAAAUCGGGAACAAAAUACGGCUAUAAGCGAUUAUGGAGUCGAUGCUAACUUAGCGCUAAGUGAGGCUCAGCUAACACAGUUAAAAGGUGGUAUUUCUCUACAAGGAGGUCAAAUAAGCGGGGUCAGAGGUGAAGCAAAUACUAAAGGAAAUAGCUUAAAUAAUCAUGGAACCGGAUCAGCAAUACAGCUUCAAUUUAGAAAUGGUGCCAUUAGUUCUGAGUACAAACAAGGCCAAAACACAAAUCAAGUUUUGAACUUACUCGUACGAAUUAAUGGAAAAGUAAAACUAGAACAAAUCGAUAAAGUAGGUAAGUUGGUACUAAGCGAUGCCCAAAUAACACAUCUCGUUGGUGGUACUUCUCUGCAAGGAACCACUUUAAAUGAACUCAGAGGUACAGCAAAUUCUAAAGGAAGUGGCUCAAAUAGCCUUGGAAGUGAAUCCACUGCACAAUUGCAAUUUGGGGGUUUUAAUUCUGCAACACGUGAUAGUAGCGGACAAGUAAAUUAUCAGGAGCGAGGUAUUUUUCAUCAAAAUCAAGAUGAGGAUGAAUAUGGGGCUUUAGUUACCCAUAGUAAGUUUAAAUCUACUAUCAGAGGAGAAGCAGCAAGAAAUACCUUAAUUGAAAGUGGAUCCGUUCUGAAGGCUCAGUCUGGAAAUGGGGGUGUUAGUACUCCGAUACGAGAUAACAGCGGAGAAGUAAAUUAUCAAGAUGAGGGUGAAUAUGGGGUGUUAAUCACGCGAAGUGAGUUUAAACCAGAUGCUAAAGGGUCAGCGAGUACUAAAGAAAAUAACUUAAAUGAAAAUGCAUCCGUUUUGAGGGCCCAGUUGGAAAAUGGUGGUGUUACUCCAUCACUAGAUAACAGUGAAAAAGUAAAUUAUCAAGGGCAAGGAGGUAUCUCUAAUCAACAUCAAGAGGACGGUGAAUAUGGGUUUUUAAUUACGCGUAGUAAGUUUGAAUCAAAUAUCAGAGAGUCAGCAAGUAAAGCUAAAGCAAAUAGCUUAAAUGAAAACGGAACUGUUAUAAAGGCUCAAAUUGAAAAUGGGGAUGUUAGUGCUACGAUUCGAGAUAACAGUGGACAAGUAAAUUAUCAAGGAGGUACUUUGGCUCAGGGAGAAGACCACAGUUUUAAUCAAUUUGAGAUUUCAGGUAAAAAACCUACAACUGUAACAAAACCAUCGUCGGAGUACUUACCCCCUUACACCAAUAACAUUUCUCUUGCUAACCAGAAAAUAAAUACUAUAGUACAAAGCAGAACCUCGGAUGAUGACAGUGAAAAUCAUUUACUAAAUGGUAAAUCGUCUCAUGAUGUUGGGCUAUCCAUAAAAUCCCCUAUAGGAAGCGCCCAAGUUUCAGCUAAAGAGUUCGGCGCAUCCGUAGGGCAACCCAUUAGACGUCUUGGCCAUCCAUUACUAAAACUAUAAAACCUCUAAACCUCUUCCUUCAUGACAGUAAAAGCUACAAAUUAAAUUAGGAAGUAUCAAGUAAUAAUUUUUGUGAUAGUUUGUUCUUAAUAAAAUUGAUUCAGAAAAGAA
Molecule: messenger RNA, 2056 nt
Organism: Anthonomus grandis grandis
Lineage: Eukaryota; Metazoa; Arthropoda; Insecta; Coleoptera; Curculionidae
Exons: 5
Coding region: 116-1945 (609 amino acids)
Source: RefSeq, a predicted model, not a curated record